Molecule: messenger RNA, 616 nt
Organism: Funneliformis geosporum
Lineage: Eukaryota; Fungi; Glomeromycota; Glomeromycetes; Glomerales; Glomeraceae
Source: the annotation of a GenBank genome assembly
AUGACUGGAAUGUUGAGUAGACUGGAUAGUAAUAUAUCUUCACCUGAACUUGAAAAUAAUGAAUUAUAUAUUACAAAGUAUAUAAUAGUUAAAACAAUUAUUUAUUCAUUAACACCAAUUGAAUAUCCGCCAACAAGUGAAGAAGGUGUUGCUAUCAUUUAUCAUAUUCAAGAAUGGAAUUAUAAAGAAGCUGCAUUUACAGAUAUUCAGUAUUCUAUAGGCAAAUCUUGUGGAGGAAAUAAUACAAUUUAUUUCUAUCUUGGCGAUGUUGCUAUAACAAAAAAGAUAGAACCUGUUAGGGAAAAUGAAAUGCAAUGUACUGGAAAACUAGUACUAAAAUGCUUACGACGACAUGAUGAAACAACUUCACCAGUUUACUUUAUUAGUUGCAUCAGAUGGAAACCAAAUGAAAAAUUUCAUCGAUAUAUUAGUCUUAAAGAAAAUAUAAAUAUUGAUUUGCUUUGCCAACUUCUGAACGGAUUGUAUGAGGGUAUUCAUUCCCAUCCAUUACCUCUGCCUAAUCAUGUACCAAUUACUAUUCGUUCUCGAUUACAAGAAUUAAUCCAUCAAGCUGAUACUAAUGCAACAGAUAUUACACCAACACAAAUAAUGAUAA